AUGGAGGCGAUAGUCCGUCAGUUUCUCUCCAACCAUCCGCUCAAGGAUUCGCUGUUCCCGCUCCUUCCGCUGCCGCUCGACACUUCGGGAAUGAGCCCCGAAUGCCAGCAGCCGAAGCCGCAGCACUCGUACAUCGGACUCAUCGCCAUGGCGAUUCUGUCUUCUCCGCACAAGAAGAUGGUUUUGGCCGAGGUACGUAACUGAAGAGAAAAGGAGAGGAACAGAACAAGAGCGAGUGUUUUCAGGUGUACGAGUGGAUAAUGACCGAAUAUCCGUACUUCCGAAGUCGCGGCGCCGGCUGGAGGAACUCGAUUCGGCACAAUCUCUCGUUGAACGACUGUUUUGUGAAGGCCGGCAGAGCUGCGAACGGAAAGGUGAGAAAGAGAAGAUAGUGAAGUGACGGAAAGAUUCACGGACGCUUCAGGGUCACUAUUGGGCGGUGCACCCGGCGUGCGUGCGCGAUUUCGAACGCGGCGACUUCCGAAGACGUCGGGCACAACGGAAAGUGCGUCGGCACAUGGGACUACAGGUCGAGGAGGACGACUCUUCGGACGAGGAGGGAUCCGCCGGAUCCGACACGUCGCCGCCCAUCUUGUCGACGGCCGCCGGCUUCUGGAAUUGCCAUGUACAGCAGAGAGCGCCCAUCAAAUCGUUCACGAUCGAGGCAAUUCUGGAGCAUAACUAG
Molecule: messenger RNA, 685 nt
Organism: Caenorhabditis sp. 36 PRJEB53466
Lineage: Eukaryota; Metazoa; Nematoda; Chromadorea; Rhabditida; Rhabditidae
Source: the annotation of a GenBank genome assembly